Molecule: messenger RNA, 15054 nt
Organism: Doryrhamphus excisus (bluestripe pipefish)
Lineage: Eukaryota; Metazoa; Chordata; Actinopteri; Syngnathiformes; Syngnathidae
Gene: foxp2
Product: forkhead box P2
Biological process (GO): regulation of transcription by RNA polymerase II
Cellular component (GO): nucleus
Molecular function (GO): RNA polymerase II cis-regulatory region sequence-specific DNA binding; DNA-binding transcription repressor activity, RNA polymerase II-specific
Source: RefSeq, a predicted model, not a curated record
AAUAUUGCACCUUGUACCGAAAUACGAGGUGAUAUGACCAUACAAUGAUUUUUCCUGAUUUUCCAGAUUUUGCCUGUUUAGGUCGAAAUUGUUACACUUUUCCUUAAAAAAAAAAUAAAAAUUAGUAAUAUUCCUGAAAUGUGCAUUGCAGUUACUUCAAUAAAACAGCGGCGCCAGGCUUGAUAAAAGGUUUUGAUCCAUGGAAGACCUCGGUUAUGUUAGCCGUGGAAUUUAGUCCAAUUAAAAUGCACUAAAGAUACUUUUGUACAAGCUCUUGACUGAUGUGGUCAUUUUUUUUUUCUUACAUUAAUCCAGCAAUUUGCAGCCUGCCUUUGCCGCUGUGUUUUGCUUCCCUGCGUCCUCGCUGUCCGCCAUCAGCCUUUCGCUAAAUUGUACAUUUAGUCCUAUUUUCAAAGUCAUCAGCGAUUGCUUUUUUGCCACUCGGCGCACUGAACAUGGACAUCUUUUAAAGGCGGUGAGUAGCUCUGAUAAGUGGUUGGCAAAAAGGUUUAAUAGCCACUGUAAAAUAAAUUAUAAUGUAUUCUCUCCCAUUGCAAAUUUCCAGCAUGCGAGCGCUGUUGUGAGCGGCUAUUUAGGAAUACAAAUCAACUACCCGAAUUGAAGUUGUUGUACCCAAUGCCACACGGAAUAGUAGCGGGAUGGCAAAGCAAUUUUCCCCAGCUGUGCCGUUUUUCAAGGCAAAAGAUGUUUGUGGCACGUCGCGGUCAACUCUUCUCUAUUCGAGCCUCAUUGAAAAGCGAUGGGCUUAUGAAUCAUUUGCACCGCUCCACUUUCACAGAGCGUACCUGAAACUUUCGCUUAACUUGUUGCCGAAAUAGUUUCUCCGGAAAAUUGCAGUGUGCCAAGUCUCGCAGAAUUGUAUCAGGGAAUCUCAGCCUGAAGGAGAAAUUGCCACUCGCAUACUUGUCUUUGACCAAAGUGAAGCCCCGCCGCCCACCCCCACCUUCCCGUCGCCCACUCCAGGGGGAAACGUGCUGUUUAGGAAGAUAUAAAGGAGUAAUUUUAUUACUCGCUACAUCUCCACUCAGAAGCCAUUUCAUUUCUCCUUUUCAGCCUCCAUGGAAGCCUUUAUUUGAUCUCAUAUUCCGGAGUAUGACUGCCUCAAACCGGUCGGAGUGCGUUUAUUUUCAUUUGGAAAAUACAUUUAGAGGAUAGAAGUAAAGGGGAGCGGGGUGGAGAGGGAGACCGGCGUCUCUUAUGUCCUCCUGGUGCCAAUGUUCAUGCUGGUGAUUGUUGGGGAGGCCAAAUUUGAUACAGUCAAACAAUUUGGAGUUGGGAGAAAACUGUGGCUCAAAAGUGAGACGAGAGUUCAAACCGUCAUCAGCACAGCCAGUGUCGGAAAAGUUCUUCUUUUCUGAUGCUGAUGUGUGAUGAUAACCAUAGAAACUGAAAUAACUGCAAUAUAUAAGGACGUCAAAAUGUGACUAAGAUGACAGAUUCAUUCAUCCGCAAUUAAUGAAAAUGAACUGGAUUAUUUUUGCCGGGCCGCACGGUGGACGAGGGGUGAGCAUGUUGGAAGACCUGGGUUCGAAUCUCUGAUCUCUGUGUGGAGUUUGCAUGUUCUCCCCGUUUUCUGUUCUCUCUGGGUACUCCGGUUUCCGCCUCCUGUUAGCGCUGCUGUUGGCGUGUCAAGGUCGGCAGUCAAGUGCCUUACUCCAUUCCUUACAAGUCGUUAGUCGACCGAUAUCGCUUUCAAGCACCUGUUGCAGGUGGCUAAAAAACUAAAAAAAAAACUGAAAAAAAAGUUGCAGCCUAAACCCAGACCAAUUAGAAAAAAAAAAAACUUAAACUAUAUUAGGAAAGCAGGAAGUGAACAAAUGUAAGAGUUACUGAUUGUAAAAGUACCAGAUGGAGGGGUAGGAUUUAAUAAGCUUUGCUUCUUCCUACUCCUUUUGGACAUGUGGAACUGUGAACUGAUUAUGUGAUGCAUUCAAUUGUAAUCUGAUGCAUGUUCAAAUGAAAUUAAACCAUUACCAUUACCAAAAUCCAACAAAGAGUAGUAUGAACAGAGAUCGAUACCAACAGAAGACCUUAAAUCAAUACCAAAGACAUAUUUGUUUGUUUUUAUCAACCUGAACACCCAAUCCCAACUACUUUUCCGUUUUUUUGAGAGGCAAAAAGUGGUGAUGACAUGACUCUCCACUAAUGCAUGUCACUUUCACAGCAAUUUUAAGCCAUAAAACGGCCACAAGGUGGCAGAAGAGCGUUGGAUAAGAGCUCAGCAUGUACUGUAUGUAUUAGUGUGGAGGAGUGUGGCGUGCAAAAGGCUGCGCAUAGUAGGGAAAUUUCAACGCAUGCACACACGUGCACACACAAAUUAUAUACAUUUUAUGAUGUUAUAUGUGUAAAAAUAUAUAAUUUGAAGUUUUUUUAUGGACUGGUGGCCAGCCAAUCACAGGGCACAUAUAGACAAACAACCAUUCACACUCACAUUCAUACCUAUGGACAAUUUGGAGUUGCUAAUUAACCUAGCAUGUUUUUGGAAUGUGGGAGGAAACUGGAGUACCCGGAGAAAACCCACGCAUGCACGGGGAGUAAUAGUAAUAUUAAAUAUGUAAUAUCCAACAGAGGUCUGACUUAUUUUGACGAAAAUUUGAGCAAUAUUUGAAGUCAUCUUCCUCCUUCGUGUAUGAUUUUUGGGAUUUAUUCCAUAGAACAACAGCAUGAACGGAGUGAGCCUCUGGAUGGAGGCGGGGCCACUAGCAUCCACAGUCUAAUGUAGCUAACUUUUAUCAAAGAAAUGGCCGAGGGUGGGAGUUACAAAAGCGGUUAUGCUUAAAAUAUAUCUUUUCUUAUACUCACAGCGCUUAUUUAUUCCAGGAAAUAGCUACAAGACACCAUUUUACCAUUUUCCUGUUUUAAAGGGUGAAUAAAGUUGGACUUCAUACAGUCGCUAAUGUUCAAAUAUGCUCCCAACUACAGCAGACCCAUUUUCUAAUCCUUCCAUCCGCCCCCAGAACAACUGCAUCCAGUGUAAAGGAUACAUCAGUCUGUACUUUGAACCAGCGUGUCAUUGGCAAAGUGUGCCAUUUAUUAGACAGCCCACUUAGGCGGGGUUGCCAGAUGUAGCCGGUCACUCGAGAGCGUGCCCAUAAACUCCCACGGCACCCGACUCCGGUGUCAAAAAUUAACCUCUUUUCUUUUUUACUCCGCGUCUUGAUCCACCAGCCGCCCCCCCCCCACCAACUCCCUCCUUUCUCCCGCAACCGGUGCAGCUGUGCCGGCUUAUUUAUCGCCAUCCCUUCGUCUGCACCGCUUCUAUCCUCUCCUCGUGUCUGGUGACAGCACAAUGAAAACAUUUUUAUGCGUGUCAUUUCGGCGGAAGUCCUAAAAAAGUCCUUUCGGGGAGGGGUGGCUCGGGUCCAUGCAGUGAAUUACCUCCAGAUGCAACCCCUCCACCCCCCCACCCUUUCCAACCCUUCCCCCUCAAAUUAGUGGCGAGUAAAAAUUAGCUUUGAAUGGUGGUCGAAAAUUUGAAACGUUUAUUAUUCUUAACUGGGAUUUUUUUUUUUUAUGAAUGAAUGGACGCUUUCGGGGUGUGGUUGGUGUCUCGUUCUGAAUGGAGCGCCACCACAGUAGUUAAUUCUCGCCGUUAUUUACUACAUGUUGAUUUAUUAGUUUCAUUUUCUGUGUCAUCGCACAUGAAAUGAUUUGGUGUGAGAGUAUUUUACACUUCUGGUGUCCAACAAUCAUUAAGACGUGCAGGUUUCUCUUGCAAUCUGCAAGUGUUGCGGUCCGACGACAGCUUAUCUCGCUUCUGGGAACGAUCAGUCUCCGUCCGUCGACUGUUUGCGGCUUGCUCAGAUGCCACGCGUCGUAAAUGGCUUUGACUGGAAAUUUAAGCAGCCCAGAACUGCAUGUCUUUUAAAAAGAUCAUACAAAACACUUUUGGCAGACACAAAAAGUGUAGCCAAGUCAUGGAGUCAUAACAUAUAUACUGGCUACUUGCCAACUGUAGAUGAUUAUAUAAGAAUGAUAUAUCUCCAUAGAAGGUUUUAAAGCGAAUGUACACGUCAUUGUACAGCUAAAAUCUCACAGUAUUGAUCCAGGGUGUCCACUGUGUGGCAUGGGGACCAUUUGUGGCCCACUACACAUUCUGAAAAUACAAUUUAACAAGAAAAACAAAACAAAAAAAACAAGAAUAAAGUUAAAAUCAUCAAAAAAGUUGUAAUUCAUUGAGAAAAUAUCAGAAUUUUACAAGAAAAACACAAUAUUCUGAGAAAAAAAAUAUUUUAUUUGCAUGAAGUUGAAAUAUACAAAAAUUGUGUGGAAAAAAUGUUGGAAUAUUAUGAGAAACAAACAAAACAUCAUUUUUUGAAAAUUAGGUUGGGGGAAAAAUUAUAUAAUCAUAAGAGAAUAAAGUCCUAUAUUAAGAUGAAAAAAGAUAUUAAGAGUUAAGUUGACAUAUUUUAAAAAUAUAGCUUGAUAACACAUUCUGAAAAUAAAAUUUAACAAGAAAAACAAAAACAAAAAAACAAGAAUAAAGUCAAAAUCAUCAAAAAAGUUGUAAUUCACUGAGAAAAUAUCAGAAUUUUACGAGAAAAACAUAAUAUUCUGAGAAAAAAGAUUAUUUUAUUUGCAUAAAGUUGAAAUAUACAAAAAAGUGUGCGAAAAAAAUGUUGGAAUAUGAUGAGAAACAAACAAAACACAUCCGUUUUUUGAAAAUUAGGUUGGGGGAAAUUUUUUAUAAUUAUAAGAGAAUAAAGUCCUAUAUUAAGAUGAGAAGAGAUAUUAAGAGGAAAGUUGACAUAUUUUGAAAAUAUAAAAAACUAUCAAAAAAAGAGAAAAAAGUCAGUUUUCUCUUGAAAUAAAAAAUGUCCGCACCCCUGAUAUUGAUGAAUAGAUGCAUUAUAAUGCUCAUUUGUGGCCCGCUACACAUUCUGAAAAUACAAUUUAACAGGAAAAACAAAAAAACAAGAAUAAAUUUUAAAUCAUCAAAUUGUUGCAAUUCAUUGAGAAAAUAUCAGAAUGUUACAAGAAAAACAUAAUAUUCUGAGGGAAAAAAAUAUUUGAAAUUUUCGGUUGGGGGAAAAUUAUAUAAUUAUAACAGAAUAAAGUCCUAUAUUAAGAUGAGAAGCGAUAUUAAAAGGAACGUCGGCAUAUUUAGAGAAUAUUUUUUAAAAAACUAUCAAAAAAGAGAAAUAAAAAUGUCAGCACCCUUGAUAUUGAUGAAUAGACGCGUUAUAAUGCUCAACCAAGUCAGUCGUGGCAUGUGCGUAGCGGUUGUGUAAUAAGCGGCGUUACAAUGCCAUCUGCUGUAUGGAAUUGGAAUAACAUGCUACACAGGAAGUCCCCUCAUAAUGUGCUUGUGAGCGAGGGCGAACAAAUUUGUCUGCGGCGGUCCAAAUGUAUUUGUGGCAGGCCACAAAUAAAUGACCGUACGGAAAACGCUGAUAUUGCGAUGACUCCUCGCCAGUUAUAUUCAACAACUCCCGAUUUGAUAAAAGAAAUCGGUAGAAUCACGGCGAUGUGAUGUGAGCUUUGUUUGCUUAUGUAAAUUACCCAAAAGUUGUGAAUUCCAAUAUGAAGUGUUUGGCUUUUUUUCCAGAGAGCGGGGGUCAGUUUGAACCGCCUGACUCAUGCGUCCUCUCAAUCUCGGAACGUAUACGUCAAUUGUGGCCGUCUACGCUGUCGGUAGAAGCAGCUGGAGUGGAGGCGUAGCUAUCAUUAAACCUGGCAGGGCUGCCUAUACGCGGCUCCUUGCGGAGCGUGUUGAUAUUUCUGGGCCGGCGAAUGUACGAGCUGGUUUAUUUUCAACAGGAACCUCGGUCCAGAGAGUAUUGCGUCUCUCGGGGAUGUCCUGUUGUGUUCCGGGCCAAAGUCGCAACAUGGCUUCUCCACUUCAAGUAAAAUAAUAACUGCUUUUUCACAAAACAAAACAAGCAAGUAUCAGUCAAAAAUCAUGUCCUGUUUUUUUAUUUCUUUCCUCCUUGUGAAAUACAUAUGCAAAUAUAUUUGGAUGCUGUCAUUAUCGGCCACUUAAUAGGCAUUUCAUUAGGGGAUUUGUGAAUAGGGCAAAGCAGGUUGCCAUGGAUACUCCAGUGCUUUAAGUACAGUAAAUUAAAAUGGUGCAGCCUGCCAAGCACUUAUAUAAUCAUCGCUCCUUAAUGGUCUGUGCUCUCUGGCCAUAAGCAACAUAUCAUGUGAACAACAGCACUGGAAUAGUACUACCCCCUCAUUAUGCAUUAUUUGACUCAGGACUAAGUGGGGGUCCUGAAUUGUGCUUGUGGAACAUUCAUGUGACGACGAAAGAACAUGCCUGAUGUGUGGGGCCUUUUUUUGUGUGUGUCUCUUUUCAUGAUAAUUGUGUGAGAGUUUCCAAGGAGCUGUUUGGCAAAUGUAAAAUGUGCUGAGAUCACUUUGCCUGAAUGUGAAAGUGUUGUGUUUGGAUGCUUUUUACGCUUGUUAUUGUGUGAAGGUGAUGGAUCGUUUUUUUUUUUCAAAUAGUUAAAAAUCUGUACUUAAACCUAAUUAUAUUUUCUGAUGGGCGGGACAAACACCGGGGGGUAAAUUCUACACAAAGAUGAUUUAUUGUGUUUAUUCACUUUAACCCACUAAGGUGUUGUAUCAUCAAAGAACAUCUGAUUUGAGAUUUGCACCACCUUUUUCAUCAAAAAUGUAUUUUUACAUAAAAAAGUUGUUAUAUUUUUACUAUAUUUACUGACUUUUUAGACCUGCACUUGAGUAGUUUGUUUGUAUGGAGAUGAUCAUUUUAUGGUGAAAAUUACUUUAUAAAUAUUUUUUAAAAUUUUUCUUGUCAAUAAAAUAACAGUUUAAUAUUAUAAAUAUUACAAAUAAAUGUUUCUAAAUUAAUUGUUUUUAAUGGAAUGAGGCUUUCCAUGCCGGUGUGUUUAAUGAGCAGAAUCACGCCGCUGUCAAGGUGCCAUUGUUUGUUUCCCUCGACUCAACAGCGCCUUUGCUGGUGACAUUCAAGCACUGCCUCCACUUUGCCUUGAAUUGCUUGAAGUCACAAUGAAUCAAUUCCACGUUCAUCAAUUAUAACACCCUUUUAGUGACAGAGUAUGGAAACGAUGCCGCUGCUGCUGCUCUUGGCGCGCUUUGUAGACCCCCCCCCCAUCACCCUCACUGUACCCACUUGUCUCACCACCCCCUCCACCUUUUUACUGUCUUUCUAUUCAGUGCUGCCACCGCACAUCAAGAUGCUGGUGGGCCUGUUUGUCUCUGUUGACCUUGGCAGCAGGAAAAGCGCUGGUUAGAAGAGGAGACAAAGGGAAUAAAUAACUGCAGGGAGGAGGCACUCAGAUUGUCACAGAUCUGUAGAAAUAGCGUUCCCCUUAGUGAAGCAGACUUUUCUCAGGCCGGGGGCCUCUUGUUUGUCUUUUCCAGCGAGGGUGAAAUGACUUAAAAGUGGCCUUGUGGGUAGGGAAAGUGAAAUAGCCGGCAUAAUAGAGGAAUUAAUUGUUGGCCUGCCUCAUAAUAAUGAUAUCAUACGCCGCUGUGGAGCUAAUGUGCUGCUCAGAGCCGGGAGUUCAAGUGGUCUUUACCCCGCCGUGUCGUUCUCCUAAAUAAACCUCUCAUAGUUGCCCUGGGUGGAUGCCUGUUUUAAUUUUUUUUUUGUUUGAAAUUUUAUGUGCAUUGCAUAGACAUCAAAAAAAAAAGGCACCCCCCCUCUGUUGUAGCGAGCUGGGGGCAGAUGGACAGUCUUUCUGCUGCAUCUGCUGCAGAGCAGACUGGGGGCUUUGUACUCAUCUCUCCUGGGGGACGCCUUUCUCCUUUUUCCAGUAGAUUCCUGUCUGUCGGAGCAACUAAGAAAAACAUCUGUGGCAUGCAAGUAGAGAGGGAAAAAGGGAGGAAAACAGCAGGAGAAGUUGGAUAGGCUUGAUUUUGGACAAAUAUGUAAUAAAUGUACAAAUCAUCAUUAAGGAUACAUAUAAAGGCGUGUUUUUUUUAAAGAAUACAUAUUAUUUUUUAACACUUAUUUUAUAUACUGUAUGGAGGCAUUUAUUUUUGUAAAUAAAACAUGCAGAAAUCAUCAGCAAAAUUAAUUAAUUCAUUAAUUUUUAAUACUUAUUUUUUAUAUAUCUAUGCAUGUUUUGAUUUUUAACUAAAUAAAACUAAAAAUAAUCAGCAGUGCAUUAAUAUUUUUUAACCAUGUAUUUAUGUACUUUUUCCUUUUAUUUCAUCACUGUAUUAGUUUUUUUCUCUCCUUAUCAAACACAAUGACUGAUGUAUCAGUAAUUGGGGUAGUAUUAAGUAAGCUCUGCUUCUUCCUGCUCCUUUUCGGACAUGUUGAAUUGUCCACGUGCGAACACGUUUGAGGAAAUAAGCAUGAUUUUGGAGCCCAAAGUAAAAGAGCCAUCAAUGAGCCUCCCUUUUCUCUGAUUCCCUUCCUAUAUACCCUCCUCCCCUUCGCCCCAAACAUACACAAUUCCUCUGCCAACUCCCCCCCACCCCCACCCCUCGAUCCUCUAUACGCCCCCUAUUCCCUCCUCCUCCUCCUCCUCCUUGCGAUCAUGCUUUUUGUGUACUAUUGGUCCUCGGGCGUCAAAACAAUCCAGCGGGGGCUGCCUGACUUGUUUUAAUUAGGCGCCACUCAAACUGCAUCUCCGACGUGACCAGGCAGAGGUGCACCGCUCUUCGGCACGUUAGAAAAACCUCACUUUGCCUACUUUUUUUUUGCUCUAUUUUAUUCACUUUCUGCUCUUUUUUAAUUUUUUUUUUUGCUGAUGAUUCCCGGCAUGCUUCCCUACCAAGGAGAGUGGAUUUUUCUCUCAUUGUUUUUUUGACAUAAAAGGUAAGGUGACAACUACUUUUCAUUGUUACUUUACUAAAGAGUACAAAGAAGACGUACCUCCAUGGGAAGUGCUCCUCCGUAGCUUCCAAGAGCGGAGCGCUGCGCUGCGCCCCGGUCGGUCCGCUUGCAUGCCUGGAUGUGUGUGAGUGCACUUUUGUGUUAGUGAGAGAGGAGUGUGCGAUUAGAGCGAGAGGAGAGCCCGGGAGAAGCGAGGUGCGAAGGGGGGAGAGCCGUGCCGAGCGUGCCUUUGCGCCUCUUGUACUUUUUCAAAAGUAAAAAGAACCCCAUCCCCAAAAAAAAGAGGACCCGUGUAGUAAUUGUGCUGUUUCAUGAACAAGACACACUUAGAAUAUGUUUUUGACUUGUAUGACUGGCGAGAGGAGUGUAGAGGGCGGGGGCUAGCAGGGGUGUGCACAAGGUGGUGGUGGUGGUGGGGGGGAGGAGGAUGCGGUUGUGGUGUUGUUUAUGAUGCACCCCCCCAUAAACACGGCGGGUGUGAUGACACAGAUAGUGUUGCCUCUCCGCACGCGGUCGCUGACACCGCUCGACUUUUGCUGCUGCUGCUUUUGAGCCCCUGGCGGCGGCGGAGGUGGCGCCGGCGGCUUCAGCGGAGGCGGCUUCAGCCUCUGCUACUUGCUUUUGAAGGUUUUAAAUCAUGAUGAUGCAGGAGUCGGCCACAGACACAAUAAGCAACAGUUCAAUGAGUCAAAAUGGAAUGAGCGCCCUAAGCAGCAGCCAAUUAGAGGCUGGCAGUAGAGAUGGGAGAUCAAGCGCUGGUGGCGGUGACACGAGCGGCGAAGUAAGCACAGUCGAGCUGCUGCAUCUGCAACAACAGCAGGCCCUACAAGCAGCAAGGCAAUUACUCUUGCAGCAGCCAGGCAGUGGCCUGAAAUCUCCAAAGAGCCAGGACAAGCAGCGUCCACUGCAGGUUCCAGUCUCAGUGGCCAUGAUGAGUCCCCAGGUGAUCACGCCGCAACAGAUGCAGCAGAUCCUCCAGCAGCAGGUUCUUUCCCCCCAGCAGCUCCAGGCCCUCCUCCAGCAGCAGCAGGCCGUCAUGCUGCAGCAGCAACACCUGCAGGAGUUCUAUAAGAAGCAGCAGGAGCAGCUUCAUCUCCAGCUUCUCCAGCAGCAGCACCCCGGCAAGCAAGCUAAAGAGCAACAGCAACAGCAGCAGCAGCAGCAACUGGCCGCCCAACAGCUCGUCUUUCAGCAGCAGCUCCUGCAGAUGCAGCAGCUCCAGCAGCAGCAACACCUGCUCAACAUGCAGCGGCAGGGCCUGCUCUCCCUGCCGGGGCCAGCCCCCGGCCAGGCCGCCCUGCCCGGACAGACAUUGCCCCCGCCAGGUGGCCUGAGCCCCGCAGAGCUCCAGCAAUUAUGGAAGGACGUGACUGGAGGUGGCGGCGGCGGCGGUGGAGGUGGCGGCGGCGGUGGCCAUGCCAUGGAAGACAACGGCAUCAAACACAGCGGUGCCGGCAGCAACGCGGUCACCGGCGGCGCAGGCGGCCUCGACCUAUCCACCACCAACAACAACAACAACCACAACAACAACAACUCUUUGACAACUACCUCUUCCAACCCCGCUAAAGCGUCGCCGCCUAUCUCGCACCACUCCAUCGUCAACGGACAGUCCCCGGUCCUCAACCACAGACGAGAGCGUGAGCGAGAACGGGAGCGAGAGAGUUCACAACACGAGGAAAACGGAGGAUCCCAUCCCUUGUACGGUCACGGCGUGUGCAAGUGGCCCGGCUGCGAGAGUAUCUGCGACGACUUCGGACAGUUUUUGAAGCACCUAAACAACGAGCACGCCCUGGAUGAUCGGAGCACAGCCCAAUGUCGGGUCCAGAUGCAGGUGGUCCAGCAGCUGGAAAUCCAACUUUCCAAAGAACGCGAACGUCUCCAGGCCAUGAUGACCCACUUGCACAUGCGGCCCUCCGAACCCAAGUCAUCUCCCAAACCACUCAACUUGGUGUCCAGCGUCACCAUGUCUAAGAAUCUUCCCUCUGCGUCCCCGCCUAACUUACCGCAGACGCCCACCACCCCCACGGCACCCAUCACCCCCAUGGCGGCUAUGCCCCAGGUCCCGUCGGUGCUGGGCGGAGCCAACGUGCCCAGCAUGGGAGCCAUGCGGCGACGCCACACGGACAAAUACUCCAUGCCGCUGUCGUCGGGUGGUGACACAGUAUUUAUUUUUCCAGAGAUCGCCCCAAACUACGAGUUUUAUAAGAACGCGGAUGUCAGACCGCCGUUUACUUAUGCAACCCUCAUAAGACAGGCUAUCAUGGACUCGGCCGACAUGCAGUUAACGCUUAAUGAAAUCUACAGCUGGUUCACGCGCACGUUCGCCUACUUCCGACGCAACGCCGCCACCUGGAAGAACGCUGUGCGCCACAACCUCAGCCUGCACAAGUGCUUUGUGCGCGUGGAGAACGUGAAAGGCGCCGUGUGGACGGUGGAUGAGGUGGAGUACCAGAAACGCCGGUCGCAGAAGAUCACAGGAAGCCCGUCACUCGUCAAGAACCUGCCCUCCAGUCUGGGCUACGGCUCUGCACUAAACGCCAGCCUCCAGGCCGCUCUAGCAGAAACCACCCUCCCUCUACUGGGUACCCCCGGUCUCAUGAACAGCUCGGGCCCCAUGGGCGGCUGCCACGGCCUCCUGGGCGGUGACCCCUCCGGAUUGAUGGGCGGCAGUCCACCAGGGCUGCUUGGCGGCAGCCCGCCGGGACUCCUCGGCAUCAGCCCUCCUGGUACGCUGAGUGGCAGCCCCCCUACCCUGUUGCAGUCCGCCCACGACGACCUCAACGGGUCCCUGGACCACCUGGACACCAACGGACACGGCAGCCCCGGGUACUCCCCACAUGGGCACAUGCCGCCCGUGCACGUGAAGGAGGAACCUCUAAACAUGGACGACGACGACUGCCCCAUGUCGCUGGUGACGACGGCCAAUCACAGUCCAGAGCUGGACGACGACCGGGAGCUGGAGGAAGGGAACUUAUCAGAAGACCUGGAGUGACUCUUAAGUGACUUUUUUUUUUUUUUUUUUUGCUAUCCCUUCUGCCCAGACUUGGAAAAGCACUCCGACAUCCGCCCACUCUCCUUUUGUUCCCCCCACUCCUUCCUCACCACUGGGACUAUUUAUUUAGCAUGUUGGACGCAAAAAACUGAUCCAAACUGAUCCAAGAUGGCCGCUACAGGAUGAUGGACUCACUGAUGGAUGAGUAGAUGGACAAAAGGGAGGAAAUAAAUGCCGUCAAAACCAAAACACACAUAAAAAAAAACAAAGAAAAGGACCACAUUUUUUUGUCAAUACCCACAGUAGUUUUUCGAUGUCUAGAGACAAUUGCUGGUUGGACUCAUCGUUCAUCCCCCUCCGCCCCCUCCCACACAACUGUAAAUGCCAUCCCCUCAAUCGCAAAGAGUAAAACAAAAAAAAAAGUAAAGGAAUAACGACACAUGUCCUCCUCACGUCCAUUUUGGGAAAAAAAGCUUUGUCUCCCUGCAAGCAGUCACAGGCAACAGCUAGAAACCAAAGCCUACACUAGCAAAGGCCAAUAGCUUAUGACUCAACACGAAGACGCCACUUUAAGCAAGACGACCAAGACAAACUACCUUCCAAGAACCUCUGGGAUUGUUUCCUGUCCAUGGAGAUGUGUACCGACAAAUUCUGCAUACAUACUUACAUACAUACAUACAUACAUACAGUACUUACAUAGAUAGCUGCAGGCCAGAGAGGAGCUAAAUGUCAAAGUGGAUCAUGACCAAAACAAAAAGUAUUUGUGCAGAAUCAUCGUGUUGCUGUUGUUUGUUUUUCAACGCAUCUUUUUUACGUUGUGGUUUUUUUUUUUUAAUUUCAAACAAGCUGGUGAAUAUGUAAAGUUCUCAAAGGCACUGUCACAAACUGAAAACACCAAACAUGACACAAAUAUCUAGCCAAGCCAAAUAGUAUUCCAGUGGAAAUAAGAAGAAUAAUACUGCUAAUGAUGAUAAUAAUUAUAAUGAUAUGAAUAAUAGUAAUAAUAAUAAUAGCCAUGUCGGAAAGGUGAAAGGGAACCUUUUCUCUGCAGAAAAGUGUUGUUGCUUUAAUUCACGGUCAUUUCUGUUUUCGGGAAACCAAAGUUACACAAAAUUCUGCCUCCUCUUGUGCGGCAUGGAUCAGACCGAUAGCGCUCAUGGGGAUUUUUGUAGGAUUUUCCACAAAAAUGUAGGAAACCGAGGUCAGGAUUCUUAUGGAAACGAUACAUCCUAACCCAACUUCUUUUGUUCCAAAAUGUCGGCCAUAUUUGUGGACUAUUGCUUAACACGCCGGCGGCGUUUAUGGCGCGACAUACGUAUGUCCCGUGUUUGUGUAUUGUGCUUCAACAUGUCCGCCAUGUUUAUGGAGUAUCUGCAUUGUUUGUGGAACAUUUAGUCCACGUCGGCCAUAUUUGUGGCGCGUCCAGCAACAUGUCCGCCAUGUUUAUGGAGUAUCUGCAUUGUUUGUGGAACAUUUAGUCCACGUCGGCCAUAUUUGUGGAGCGUCCAGCAACAUGUCUGCCAUGUUUAUGGAGUAUCUGCAUUGUUUGUAGAACAUUUAGGCCAUGUCGGCCAUAUUUGUGGAGCGCCCAGCAACAUGUCCGCCAUGUUUAUGGAGUAUUUAACAAUGUGCCCGGCGUGAUUGUGGAAUACUUUGUCAACAUGUCGGCCAUUUUUGUGGACUGUGUUACAAUAUGUUUCCCAUGUUUGUGUAAAAACAUGUCGGCCAUGAUUGUGGAAUACUUUCUGGACAUGUCGGCCAUUUUUGUGGACUGAACAACUUGUCUGUUGUAAGAUAUCCGCCCAUUUUUUUUGCAACAUGUCCACCAUAUUCUGUUACAUCGGCCAUGUUUGUGGAGUACUGGUAUCGCUUUUGUAUGAUUUCCUACAAAAUACUCAUGAGAUAAUAGGACGUGAGCACGGUUUGUCAUCUGCUAGCGUUUCGAAAGCGCGAAACCUGGCACGCCAUCAAAGAGCCGCGACGCGUCGGCCUGCUAACAACCAAAGCGGAAAACACACCGCACAAGCUCGCCAAACAAGCAUUUAGCUUUGAGAACCAACACGUGCUAGUUUUACAUCAGGAGGGGGGGCCUGCUACUGAAAAGACUCAGUCGACGGAAGGACCGGUUUAAUAAUCGCACCAAAUAAAAAACGGAUGUGACGUCUUUAACACACACACAAAAAGGGGUCUCCCACUUGUUCCCAAAAAGAAAAACAAAAGGCUUUUUAAAAGCUUCUACCUCUCUGCACAACACGUUCCGAACAAUUACGACAGAUCCGACGUUUACAUUCCUUGCGUCAAGAUACGGAAGAUUUGCAUCGUAAUCUAACCUUUGUAGAGUGAUGAUGUAUAGAUUACCUGUAAGGGAAUAUUGUGUUUUAAACAUGCAUGUCGAGAAAAAAAAAGAAAACCAUUUGUUGGACAGAAGAAGAGAAAGUAAAUAGAACGGAGGGGCGGUGACGGCCUAGCGAUACGUAUAACAAUGCAUCGGAAUGCAUUACCUCAGAGUUUGGGGAGGGUGAGCCACAGAAUGCAUAUUACCUGUAGAUUUGCAUGGGUUUUGUAUAAAUUAAGUCAGAAAAAAAGUCUAAAAUAGUUUGCUUGCACAUAAUACCAGAAAGACCUCCAGAAAACUUGCUCCUCCACUAGAUUUUAGGAUUGUCUGGAUUUUCUGGGGUUCAUUUUGUCUGUAAUUUUGAUAACUGUGCAUACUUAUGUAAAGGAAAAAAAACAAAAAAACAACAAUGUUGGUGGACCCAUACAUUUACCAGACUUUUUUCUAAAAACCAGGAGGGAAAACUUUAAUUCUGUGUUUCUUUUACCUGAAUUUGUACCGUUUCACUCUCAUGGCUCGCUAAAACUAGCAAACCUGCUUUUUUCUUGCAUCUGCUUUGCGUAGCUGUAAGGCUUUAACCUAAUGUGUGUAUUUAUUGCUUGUACCUCUGUGCAUACUUUAUGAAGCAUUAUGUCCGCCAUGUAUCCUUCUCCCAGAAUUGGGAUUGACUAUGAUCCGCCUGUGUAUACAGUAAAACCGGGACUGUUUGUCAUUGGUGAGAAAAAAAAAACAUUUUCUUUCUGAGAUUCAGCUACUUUUUUGAUACUUUUCAUGACUGUGUACUGUGUCUAUAUAAAAAGGUUCUCUGACGUUAGAAGGUCAUGGUUGAGCAUUGUAACAUCAUUAUUUUCUGUAUUUCAUGGCAUUUCACUGCUGAAUAAAAUAAAGGACCAAAAGUUGGAAUUUAAAAAGCAACCUUUUACUACCUCCGGC